Molecule: messenger RNA, 2622 nt
Organism: Striga asiatica
Lineage: Eukaryota; Viridiplantae; Streptophyta; Magnoliopsida; Lamiales; Orobanchaceae
Source: the annotation of a GenBank genome assembly
AUGGACAAAUCCGUGGGGCUCUGUUUUUCUAUGGCUCCCCUGUUUUUAUUUCUCGGCAUUUUCCUCCUUCCACAGGCAUUUGCCAGCCAUGAUUAUGGCCAAGCUCUCAGUAAGAGCCUUCUUUUCUUCGAGGCUCAGAGAUCUGGGUACUAUGACGCCGGGGACAAUGUGAAAUUCGGGCUGCCGAUGGCCUUCACCGUUACCAUGAUGUCGUGGAGCAUAAUUGAGUACGGGAGGCAGAUGGCGGCCGGCGGCGAGCUUGGGCACGCUCUCGACGCCGUCAAGUGGGGCACUGACUAUUUCAUCAAAGCUCAUCCCGAGCCCAAUGUUCUCUAUGGAGAGGUGGGAGAUGGUAACACGGACCACUACUGCUGGCAGAGACCGGAGGACAUGACCACAUUGAGAGCCGCUUAUAAGAUCGACCCGAGCCACCCGGGAUCUGACCUCGCCGGCGAGACCGCCGCCGCCAUGGCCGCAGCGUCAAUCGUCUUCCGCAGUUACAACCCUUCCUAUGCGGCGGAGCUUCUCAAACACGCUUCCCAGCUCUUUGAUUUCGCGGACAAGUACAGGGGCAAAUAUGACAAUAGCAUCACGGUUGCCCAGAAGUACUACCGAUCAGUCAGUGGGUACACAGAUGAAUUGUUGUGGGCAGCUGCAUGGUUAUACAAGGCAACAAACAACGAAUACUACUUGAAUUACCUUGGGAACAAUGGUGAUGCCCUUGGAGGAACUGCUUGGGCCAUGACUGAAUUUGGUUGGGAUGUUAAAUAUGCUGGGGUCCAAACUUUGGUUGCUAAGUUCUUGAUGGCAGGGAAAGCUGGUAGGCACACCCCAGUUUUCCAAAGGUACCGAGAAAAGGCAGAGUUCUUCAUGUGCUCGUGUCUCGGCAAGGGGACCCGCAAUGCCCAGAAGACGCCAGGUGGACUAAUCUUCAGACAGAGAUGGAACAACAUGCAGUUCGUGACGAGUGCCUCAUUCCUCAUGACUGUCUACUCCGACUACCUAACCUCCGCCCGCCAAUCUCUUAGGUGCGCCAAUGGCAACGUCUCCCCCAACGAGCUCCUAUCCUUCGCUCAAUCCCAGGUGGAUUACAUACUUGGGGACAACCCACGGGCGACGAGUUACAUGGUGGGGUACGGGAAUAAUUACCCGAGACAGGUCCACCACAGGGCAGCUUCCAUUGUGUCCUACAAGGUGAACCCCUCGUUCGUGACUUGCAGGGGAGGGUACGCCACCUGGUACAGCCGCAAGGCGAGUGACCCUAACCUGCUGACGGGCGCAAUAGUUGGCGGGCCCGAUGCUUACGAUAAUUUUGCCGAUGAGAGGGACAAUUACGAGCAAACCGAGCCCGCCACAUAUAACAAUGCCCCGCUAAUUGGUAUAUUGGCGAGGCUUCACGCGGGUCAUGCCGGAUACAAUCAGCUUCUGCCAGUGGAGCUACCUGCGCUUAAACCGAUUGCGACUAAUCCAACACCGGAAUCAAAGCCUGUGAUUAAACCAGCUCCAGCUUCUGCCUCGGGCAGCCCGGUUGUUGUUACUCAGAAGGUCACGAGCUCCUGGGUGCUGAACGGGAGAACUUACUACAGAUACAGAACAACAAUCACAAACAAAUCCUCCAAAGAUUUGAGAAACUUAAAGCUCGACAUUUCUAACCUGUAUGGUCCACUGUGGGGACUCACCAAGUCUGGUAACUCCUACUUCUUCCCAUCAUGGGCUAACUCAUUGCCUGCCGGUAAAAGCAUCGAGUUUGUGUACAUCCAUGCAGCCUCCCCUGCAAAGGUCUCAGUGUCGAGCUACAAUCUCGUCUAAAUAUGCGAAGGGAAUAAGCUAUUUGUCGUUAUUCACUUCAAGGUCAAGCAUUGUGCAGCUACAUACAAGUUUACAUUCCGAAAGGCCUCUCUUUGUCUGGAAAAUGUUUCUCUUAAGUUUCGAUUCCGUGUUUGAUUUAUGAGAUGCGUUUAUUAGGAUGAAAGUUAUGGUAAAUAUAAGGUCGAGAAAGGAUGGAGAAAGGAGUGAAGAGACGAUAUGGAAGCUAAGUGCUCAUCCUCUUUCUUCUCUUUCACCUACCGAAUAUUAGGAUCGUAGAGUGAGAGAAUGGCUGAAUGGAGGGUGAGAAAAGUCGAGAGGAGACAUCUCAAAACUAUUUAAACUUUUUUUUUUUUCUUUUUACUUCUUGUUUGUACUUGGUCAGAGCAUGUUUGAGUUUGAUUUCUCGUGUUUGAUGUUGUUGCCUUUACAACAUGUCUUUAUUUCGAAUAUGAAUACAGUUUGCGUGAAGGUGUUUGGAUUAAUAGCAACUUCUUAUGUUUUCUUGCAUCCAAAUUUGUUGCUCAAGUUACUUUUCAUACUCUCUUAUCAGAAGAGUUCUGCUUCCGUCUUUGUGAUUGAGGUCCUGUCUUCCAUUUCUUAUUUAGAUUCUAACUGAUACGAGAUUUCUUAUAUCCAUAUAGUUUGUAUUCAUAAGUUACGCUGCAAUUUUCUUAAUGUGUAUGUAACUUGUACCCAUAUGAGUGUAGUCAAAAGUUUAGCUACUCAUUCACUCUCUUGGUCUUGGAAAGGGAAGUUGAAUUUUAGCCAAGACAUUGGUUGAUUUUCAUGUUCUAGUGAUGUUUUUUAUGCCAA